This is a messenger RNA of Tachysurus vachellii, 1115 nucleotides long. RefSeq names its product lipopolysaccharide-induced tumor necrosis factor-alpha factor homolog. Bases 142 to 648 code for a protein of 168 amino acids. Lineage: Eukaryota; Metazoa; Chordata; Actinopteri; Siluriformes; Bagridae. Gene Ontology annotation, molecular function: zinc ion binding. The transcript is spliced from 5 exons. The record is from RefSeq and is a predicted model, not a curated record.
GGGAAGUGCACGUUCUACACAGACGCCUCAGAGAUAAACACACAAAGCAGCGAGACAAACAAAAUGGGAGUGAAAGACAAAAAGAAAAUCACCAAGAACGACUGACUCACUGUAACAGAAGACCAAAGAAAAGUGUGGUAAAUGGACAUUCCUGAAGCCACUGUUUCUCCACUCGAUGUUUCACCUCCACCUCCUUCAUAUACUGAAGCUACUCAGAGUCCACAGCCCCAAACUCCACCUCCUACUUAUGGAGAAGCAGUGUUGUUUGUAGUGGGUGUUCAUCCUCCGCAGUUGGACAGUGCUGUGUCUCCUUAUCCAAUCCUCAGCAUUCCCACAGAAAUCACAGCCGUACAUCACACACAGACAGUGUUUGUUCAGCCUUCACCCCAUCAGCUGAUUCCACACCAGCAGUUGGCUGGAACACUGGGUGAUGCUCCCACUGUGAUUAUCUGCCCUCAUUGUCAUCACCAAAUUACCACCAGUGUGUGUUAUAAACCUGGGAAUGCAGCAUGGGCCAUGUGCUGCCUGCUGACACUUUUGGGACUCAUCUGUGGAUUCUGUUUAAUUCCCUGCUUCAUGAAAGAAUUCCAGGAUGUUCAUCAUUCAUGUCCUGCCUGUAAAAGAUCUGUGGGGAUACAUGUUCGCUAACAUACACACACACACACACACACACACACACACACACACACACACACACACACACACACACACACACAGUUUAUUCCCAUCACUUUUGAGUAUUUACACUAAAACUAAUUGAUUUGUGAGUUUAUUCUUGGACACUGUAAACACUGGUAAAUGUGAUGCUCUCAUGCACUUUAGUUGGAUUUAGUCUGUGGAUGAAUUUUAUGUUUUAAAUAGAUGUACAAAAUAAAAUACAUUUAUUCAGGUUUCCUUGAAAUAAUGACAGAUACACAAUAAUAAAACCCAUGCAGUAAAACCUGCAGCACGUCACAUCAGUGUCACAUCAGUGUCACAUCAGUGUCACAUCAGUGUCACAUCAGUCUCACAGCUCUAUCAGUGUCAAAUCAGUGUCACAUCAGUGUCACAGCUCUAUCAGUGUCACAUCAGUGUCACAUCAGUGUCACAGCUCUAUCAGUGUCACAUCAGUGUCA